Molecule: messenger RNA, 3027 nt
Organism: Achroia grisella
Lineage: Eukaryota; Metazoa; Arthropoda; Insecta; Lepidoptera; Pyralidae
Gene: Axn
Product: axin
Exons: 18
Coding region: 374-2512 (712 amino acids)
Biological process (GO): negative regulation of canonical Wnt signaling pathway
Source: RefSeq, a predicted model, not a curated record
CAUGGCGAAACCAAUGUCAGUUCUGUGAAUAUAUUUUUGUUUUCUAUUGUGAAAACCUUGUUUUCAGUUCGUUUGUAUGUUAACAGACUUAAUAAGAAGUUAUAUCAAGUGUUAAUAUUUUCUCUGGUUUUGAUACUCUUUGUUUAAAGUUGCAAGUUUAAUGUGUGAAGUUGUAACGAACUCUGGGAUUACUCGGGAAUUCAGGUGUCAACGAGGAUGUUAUUCUCCUCAUAUACGGCACCAUUCAGCUAAGAUUUAAAGGUUAUUACUGUUAAAGAAGAAACAACAUACAAACAAAAUGCAGCGGCAAUAAGCUGCCAGAUAGGUGGUUUCUCGCCAUGCAGCGCGCGGGUGGGAGAAGGGCCUGUGCGCCAUGAGCCACACUCCUAUAGGCGGCCACCCGCAAGGUUGGGAGCACAAACUUGCUGACAGGUCGUCGCUGCCGCCUGCUUCAGGGGAGGAGAAGAGUAAAUCUCAGUCCAAACAUGUGUUCACACAACCUUACCCUUCCAAGAUGGGUAUGGCGUGGCGCGAGCAGACGGAAGGCUCGUCCGGUAGUUCGGCGCGCUCGCCCGCCUCGCCGCCCUACAUGCGCUGGGCCCGCAGUCUGCACGAGUUAUUGGAGGACGCGGAGGGCGUGCGGCUGUUCCGCAAGUACGUGGGCGGCGCGGGCGGACUGCACGUGGACCGCCUCAAUUUCUACUUCGCGGUGCAGGGCCUGCGACAGGAGACCGACCCGGCCAAGAUACGCCAGGUCGUCUCCGCUAUAUACAAAUUUCUCCGAAAGUCACAGCUAGCGAUGCCUGAAGACCUGAAGCAACACGUGAAGCAGAGUCUCAAGGAUGGCUCCAACAUCGAGAGGAGCAUAUUCGACAAUAUGGAACAAGAGGUGACGCGGUGUAUAAAGGAGUCCACGUACCAGGCGUUCCUGCGGUCGGACGCGUACGUGUCGUAUGUGAGCGCGGCCACGCAGCCGCUCUCGUCGCCGGACGCCUCGCCGCCCCAUCCGCCGCUACUGAACCCGCUCAGAGACGUAUCUGGUACGGGCGGCGGCGGCGGCGGGGGCGGGGGCGGGGGGCUGCCCACGCUGCACGAGGGACAGGAGCUGUCCGGCGGGCCGCCCGCGCGGCUCACGCACGACGCGCUGCUCGCCACGCAGUCGCGCCGUCUGCACCACCACCAUCCACCGCACCGGUCGCGGUCGGUGUACAGCGCGCACGUGACGUACGCGGGCUACUGCCCCGCCUCCCGGCAGGACUCGGAGCGCGCCAGCCUCAGCAGCGGACGCACCGACAGCGACGCCAUCUCACUCUCCGGCAGCAGUCUUGAUGGCAUGUCAGUCCGCGGGCGCGAGACGCGCGAGCCUCGAGACAGAACGCGCGCUCGUCCGGCCGGACUCGACCGCCACGCGGUCAUCAACAGGGAGCAGGACACCGCCAUGGUAAUCCCGCGCACGCAGCGCAUGCAGUCGGAACAGCUGCGCGUGCUGUCGCCGACGGAGUUCGCGCCGCUCCUCAUUGAGAAGCUGGAGCGAGUGCGCAGGGACCAGGAGACCAAGGAACGGCUUGAGAGACGCCUCGCAGAGGGCGAGAGCGAAGAGGCAUCGACACAGGCUCUGCCCCCACAGUUGGUGGCCGCCGCCAUACGAGAGAAGCUGCAGCCCGACGAUGACAACGACCAGGAUAUACUCGACCAGCACGUGUCGCGAGUGUGGUCCGAGCGCACUCCCGGAGCUUCGCCACCUGGCGGCCGCCGCGCGCGCAUGCGACACGCGCCCCACGCGCCCCACGGGCCCCACGCGCCCCACGCGCCCCACCCGCCCCACGCGCGAAGGGCGCCCUCCGCGCUGUCGGCCGACUCGGGCCAUUACGACGCUCCGCCUGACUCGCUGCAUCACCCGCAUUCACUCACCCGCAGGUCGUUCUCGAAGAAAACGGUGACGGAGCUGACGGACAGCGGCGUGUCGGUGGUGAGCGAGGGCACGGCGAGUGCGGCGGGCGUGGAGCCUCGCAUACUGCUGUGGAUGGCCGAGGGCUCGGAGCGGCUCGAGCGGUUGGAGCGGUUGGAGCGGUUAGAGCGACUCGAGCGGUUGGAGCGGCUCGAACGCCGCAACUACCGCGAGCUGUCCUCCCGGGGCUCUUCGGCCGACAGAGAGGAGCACCGUCGCCGCGAUAAGCAGGCGCCGCGCACACGCGGCAGUGGCAGCAAGUCUAGCAGCACCAGUGGCGGCGGUGGCGGCAGUGGUGGCGGUGGUGGAGCCACAGAGCCCCACACAGUCGUGGUGGUGACGUUUCUUGACGAGAAUGUACCGUACCGGUUCAAGGUGCCUGCCGCGCCCCUCACCCUCAAAGUCUUUAAGGACUACCUGCCCAGGAAGGGAAACUAUAGAUAUUUCUUCAAGACGAACUGCGCAGAUCUGGACACUGUGAUCCAGGAGGAGGUGAACAACGACAACGACACACUGCCCAUGUUCGAGGGGAAGGUUAUGGCGCGCGUCAAAAGCAUAGAGUAGGCACUCCACUACCGCGCCCUGUCUACUACUCCCAUUGAUAAAAAUGUAUAUGUAAAAAACUAAGGAAUUCAUUUAUACAGCCAAAUAAAAGUGACGAUUCGCUAUACGAGACAAAUUCCAGUUCAAGUACAACAUAGUAUUCAAAAUUUUUAAAUAUGGAAUACUCUUUUAGAAGUAUAUUUUUUAUUUACGAUCAAUUGCAUUUAUAUUGCUAGAUGUAAUGAGUUGUUGCCAUUAAUAUAAAAAAAACUGUCAGGUUUAUUUUAUAGUAGACAUUGCUGGCUGGUUUUUAUGCUACAUUGAAUGCAGCAUUACUUUACUGAUUUAUUUGACUAUUUAUCAUCACUGGCCGAAUCGUGACUCGUAUUCCCAUGUAAUAAGGUUUUAUUUUGAAUUAUCGUAACUGUUACUAUGGUGCCAUUUAUUGAGAGAACUUAGUAUUUAUUUUAUUGUUUAUUCAUCAAAAUAUUAUGGAUAUUUUUAAAAAGGAAUGACAUAAAAGUGUUUAAUUAUUA